Molecule: messenger RNA, 318 nt
Organism: Penicillium nucicola
Lineage: Eukaryota; Fungi; Ascomycota; Eurotiomycetes; Eurotiales; Aspergillaceae
Product: thioredoxin family protein
Exons: 2
Coding region: 1-318 (105 amino acids)
Molecular function (GO): protein-disulfide reductase activity
Source: RefSeq, a predicted model, not a curated record
AUGCCUGUCAUCACACUCACCAGCGUGGCCGACUUCCGAGAGAAAGUCCUCGAGUCGCCAGAACCGGCAAUCCUAGACUGCUUCGCCGUCUGGUGUGGCCCCUGCAAGGCGAUUGCGCCCAAGUAUCAUCAGUGGAGCGACCAAUACACCCAAGUCAAGUUCUACACCUUUGACGUCGACGCAGUGCCCGAUUUAUCUGCUGAGCUUGGAGUGCGCGCGAUGCCUACUUUUAUGCUGUUCAAGGAUGGACAGAAGGUCACUGAAGUGGUGGGGGCCUCUGUUCCUGCCAUUGAGCAGGGCAUCCAGGCUCUUCUUUGA